Porites evermanni is the source of this 3739-nucleotide messenger RNA. NCBI's taxonomy places the organism in Eukaryota, Metazoa, Cnidaria, Anthozoa, Scleractinia, Poritidae. The record is from the annotation of a GenBank genome assembly.
AGCGAUGAGGAAAUUAUUUACGAGAAAAAAGUCACAGGAGGUAAAAACAAAGCAGAAUCCAAAAGUAAAUCUGACUCAAAGCCCAAGGCUUCCCCUCAAACCGGCCAGAGCAUCAAUUACGCUGCACAUCCACCAGCAAUCCCUAGUAAAGGGCUACAGGGCUUGGAUUUAACUCCUACAUUUCGCAGCACAGGAACCCCAUUAGCGGAAGAAUGGACUGUUAAUGAAUCUUUUGACUCACUAUAUUCUGCAGUCACAUCCACAGGCUCGUCAAUGUCUGAGCCAUCUAUCUGGACACCAAAUGAAACGCCUCCGUCUACUCCAAACAAUACGCCUUCCUUGACGUCGGAAUCAGACACAAGGACAGUCUGUAAAGAGUCCUUCCCUAAAAUCAAACUGGAAACUUAUUCAGCUUCUGGCGAAAACGUGACGGCUUCAGACACUAAGAUAAACCCUCAACUCCAAGCCAAGACCUCCGCGGAAUCCUCUUGUCUUUCCAAGGGAUCUGGAGAAAGUGUUCCGAUAGAAUCCGACAAAACGAAUUCAUCAGAAUCGUGUAAGACUCCAGUAGCACCCUUAAACGAAGUUAUUAUAACAAUGGAAGAUGACGAGGAAGUGAAACUGGUGCUGGUUCCUUCGAUUGAGUGUUCGUCGGAGGAAAUUCUAAUGACAGAUAAACGGUCAAAGUCAAAGGAGACCGUGAUUACUGAAGGAAAGGUAUCAAGCAAAAAUGAGAAGGUGUGGGCUUCGUCUCUUGACAGCGGAGAUCGUUAUCUGUUGGGAUCUGGACACGAAUCGUCCUCUGGAGAACUCAUCUACUCAAGUGAGGUUCCCAUCAUACCGGAUCAUGCAGAAGUUACUUCAUGUAAACCACCUUUGCCUCCGCCUCCAAUGACACCGCUGACCGCUACAAGUGAACUCAGGCGAGGUUUGUAAGCAUCGGAGAUUUAGAUUACAUUUUCAAUAUGUCCAGGAAUACCUUCCCUUGCCGCGCGUCGUUAGACCUUCGUCACGAGUUCCCGGAUUGCAUGUCAAAGCCCAAAGCAUGUCUGUGUCUGUGUCCUAAACUAGUUCAGGGCCUAAAUCUGUACGAGCCACAAUAAUGGCGAAACAGCUGUGUACGGCUACAACCUCGCUCUUUUUUGGGUUCGAUCGGUGUUUUGUUGAUGUCUUGGAAAGUUAAUUUUCAAGUAUAUUUUUGCUAAUCAGGUCUUCUUUAGAUCAGACGUUCUGUGGCUUAUUCGUUGUGGUCCUUUGCAGUUAAUGUUCAUUUAAAAAAAAGUCGAUUUUGUCGGUCUCUUACAAGCGAAAUAUUGCCCUUGUACAGAGGAUUUAAUUUGGGAAGAAAUAAAUGACGAAACUCCUUAUAUAUCGCGGUCACAAAAAAACAGAAGCGGUCUUAUCCCGGUUGUUCAAACGUUGGAUAGCGCUAUCCACCGGAUAAAUCACUAUCCAGCGGAUAAGUAUUAGGGAAACCAAUUGCACUAUCCAGUGGAUAGAUUUUUAUCCUGUGGAUACCGCUAUCCAACGUUUGAACAACCGCGGCCUAGAAAGUAGAGUCUCGAUUCACGCGGUAACGGUUGACUACAGAGUUGAUGUGGCGGUAAAGGUUUAGGGCGCGAGGAGGGCAGAACUUCGCAAGCCAUUCAAACUCAGGUGACUACAGAACGACUUGACCGACUUAUCACUCAAUUUCAAUUUAUCGCGUUAUGUUUUUUUAGACUGCAAGUAGUCUUCAUUUUUCUCGGGUAGGGUGAUUGUCACGUGCGUUCGCGUUUCGCCCGCUCUACUAUCCCUGAGGAAAAAUGGGGAUUACUCGUAGUCUAUGUCUUUAUUUAUCAUUUUCUUUCCUUUUCCCCGUUACAUCCAGUGUUUGUUGUUUCUAUUUUCAGGGAAGGCAUUUGGGGGACGCAAAACCAAGGAAAAUAGGCUCUUCAUUAAGCAUCUGACGUCGGCAAACUAUUUCCAAGGUUUCCUUGGUAAUAUAACCUUGGCUAUUUCCAAAAUUCUGACCAAAAACGGAGGAUUCGCAGACAAAAGCAAAGAAAAACGAAGAGUUAUUAGAGAACAGACGAAAGAAACGAAAGCAUCUCUCUUUGAAAGUAUUCUUCUAGCAAAGGUGAAACUAAUACUGUAAAAUAAAGUUAUGACAGCCUAAAUUUUUACUACUGGUGUUCUUCAUUACAAGAAAAAAAGACGUCAGCCUUGAGGUUAUUUUAACUAUUAGUCAUUUUUCAGUUUCAUAAUUUAUUUCAUAUAAAGGAUUAAGCAUCACAGUUUAGGAAAGAGAAGAUACACAUUGGUUACAAACCAAAAAUCGUGACCUAUUUGCUUCUUUAUAAUCAUGAAAUGUCUGCUUUCUGUUAAAACUGAAAUUAAAUUAUUUAUUAUACAGGGCAUUAUCAUGAACGAUAACAUGGACACAGCAAGAGAUAAGAAAUGUGUUUCUCGACGUCGUAUCAUUCGCAAGGCAUUCUCUCUCCCCGCCGGAAGCACCCUCCGAUCACACACCCCGCUCUCACAGGAAGUCGCUUUUGCACGCGCUGUCCUUUUUCCCAGCUUCAUUCGUAAAUGGGUUUUGAGAAGAGCUUAUGAAAGAUGCAAGGUGAUCGGGGAGAUUGUGAAGAAAUUGAACAAUCCUUCCUUUGAACACGUCCUGCAGAUUGCAGCCUCGACUGUCAACCCUGACCCCAUUACAAGAGAUUUGAACGCUAAAGGAAACUAUAAGCGAAGGGUAGGUAGUAAAAUACACAUCAAAGUCUAUUCAUUGCUCAAGUUAAACCUGCAGAAGCCACUCCUGACCCGUUAUUUAAUGGUCACAUGCAUAUUGUGUUUUAGUGAUUAGUUCUGUAGUGGAGUCAGCGCCUAAUACCUUUCACCUUACACAAAAUUUCCUGUAAAAUUGUGAAGAUGUAUAUCACACAAAUUUCAUCAGGGAGCCCUAACCAUAACAGUUUUUGUGUGGGUUUUGCGGGUAUUGCAUUAAAACUUAAAAUAUGUGACCCAAUUUUCUUAAGUUGCAAUCCAUGUCGAAAUCUUUGCAAUCAGUAGCAACAAACGAUAGAAACUAGUUUGAAUACCUAAAUAUAGUCUUACAUGUAGAUAACUGGGACAUCAUUUUUGGAAUUCAGUCGUUUUGAAGACACGUUGCAGUUUUAAAAUGAUAGAAAAACAGUGCGACAUAGUCCCUUAAAUUUAGGCUUCACAGGGGCAUUAUCAGGACAAUGCAAGGGCAUUUAUAUCUUUACUAUCAUCUGGUAUAUAUGAAUCGAAUUUUAGCAUUUUUGUAAGUUUUAAAUUCAUAAUUACAGUUGGUUCGAUUAGCUCGCUUUAAUCGAUGAAGCUUUAACUCGAUCAGAGCUGAUUGUGAAUUUUUAACUUCAGUCUCUAAUGUCUCUAUUAUAAGUCCGUACCCCCUGAAGUUCAAUCUAAGGUUGUUAUACACGUCCCACGUUGAUUGCAAGGCAACAGGGAUAAGAUUUAACACCCAUACUUAACCUUACUUUGGUUUCUCUGUGCUCUCUUUUAGAUCAUGAAGAUCGAUGCAUUAAUGCUGCAAAACAAGCGUCAAACGAGUACUUUUUCAUUAGAUAUACAGUUGGGCAGGAACGUAAUUUGUGGACAGUCAGUAUUGAACCACGAAAACAACCCAAAAAAAGAUUGCGACUGUUAUUUUUGCAAAAAGCAUUGGAGCAAACUAGGAGGACGUCCAUCCUUUAAAUCUCAGAGGUUUGUAUGA